Messenger RNA from Punica granatum (pomegranate), 2043 nucleotides. Lineage: Eukaryota; Viridiplantae; Streptophyta; Magnoliopsida; Myrtales; Lythraceae. The record is from RefSeq and is a predicted model, not a curated record.
UCCUUAAGGCCAUCUGCAUCCUCCGGAGCAUAAAGCUCUUGUCUAGCCCAACACUGUCGAAGCCUCAUACGAGACUUCACCUCGCUCUCCCCCCACAUUCUCUCACUACACCUCGCUCUCCCCCCAUUUUCUCUUACUACUAGCAGCAGCGAUGACCACUGCAGCACCUUCUGCGUGCCCGGUCAAUGAGACCACUCCCCUGAUCACCUUCCUCGAGCUCCUCCAGGACGCUGCCUUCGCCACCUUCGGUCCCAAGAACUUUGACUCCAAGUUCUACAUCGACCUGUCCCUCAGGUUCAGCUUGCCUGUUGUCGAGAAGGCCUUCAACUCCCUCCCCAGGUCCCGCAACGGCACCGUCCCCCUUGCAGACUUGGAGGGGUUCAUAGCCGAGUACUUCAGGAGUCCGGGUGAGGAUCUGGUGGUCGCGGACCUGCCUGAUUAUGUCCCCGCCGAGGUGAAGCACCCGGGGGUGAGGUCCUGGGCUCUGGAGAUUCAUGCGCUGUGGAAGAACCUGAGCAGGGGAGUGACCAGUUCUGUGAGGGACCAACCCGAGCUCCAUACGCUGCUUCCCCUGCCAGAGCAGUUCGUUAUACCCGGUUCGCGUUUCAGGGAGGUGUACUACUGGGACUCGUAUUGGGUGAUCAGGGGAUUGCUGGCGAGUAAAAUGUAUGAAACUGCUAAAGGGAUAGUGACAAACCUCAUAUACCUUCUCGACACUUAUGGUCAUGUCCUAAAUGGGGCGAGGGUCUACUAUACUAACCGAAGUCAACCUCCCCUUUUAAGUGCAAUGGUUCGGGCCAUAUACAGCAGGACGCAUGAUAUAAAUUUGGUCAAGAAAGCUCUCCCCGUUCUCCUCAAAGAACAUGGAUUCUGGACUUCUGGCGUUCAUCAGAUUGUUGUGCAGGAUGCUCAAGCUGAGAGUCACUGUCUAAGUCGGUAUUAUGCAAUGUGGGAUAAGCCCAGGCCUGAAGCUUUGAGCAUUGAUAAGGAGUUUGCUUCAAAUAUAUCGAGCGGUGCUGAAAAGCGGCAAUUUUACAGGGAAGUGGCUACAGCAGCUGAAUCAGGUUGGGAUUUUAGCACCAGAUGGAUGAGGAAUCUGAAGGACAUUACCACAUUGACAACAACAUCUAUAUUACCUGUUGAUUUGAAUGCGUACAUACUCGGGAUGGAACUUGACAUAUCAUUCUUGUCAAAAGUUGCUGGGAAUCAUAGUGCAGCCAACCAUUUCUUGGAAGCUUCAAAAGCUCAAGAGAAGGCCAUUAGAGCCAUCUUUUGGAAUGACAUGAAGGGGCAGUGGUUCGAUUAUUGGCUUGAUAAUCACAGUUCAUGCAAGGAAGCUCAAUUAUUUGAAGACGGGAAGCAAAAUCAGGCUGCGUUUGCUUCAAAUUUCAUUCCUUUGUGGAUUGAACCAUUCAGUUCAGAUAAGAAAUUGACUGACAAAGUCGUGAGCAGUCUUAGAACUUCGGGGCUGCUUCUCCAUGCUGGUAUUGCAACUUCUUUGACUAAUUCGGGACAACAAUGGGAUUUUCCCAAUGGGUGGGCACCGGUACAGCACAUGAUAGUUGAGGGCCUUGCAUCAUCGGGAUCAAGUGAUGCUAAGUCACUAGCAGAAGAAAUCAUGAUCAGGUGGAUCAGAACAAACUAUGCCGCUUACAAGAAAAUGGGUGUAAUGUACGAAAAGUACGAUGUGGAGAAGUGCGGAGCGUAUGGAGGGGGUGGCAAAUUUGUGGCACAGACUGGUUUUGGGUGGUCGAAUGGAGUAGUGCUGGCAUUCUUGGAGGAGUUCGGGUGGCCUCAAGACCGUGAGAUAUGGUGCCAAUGAGGUUCGAGAUGUCUGCUGUAACAACCUAAGAUAUAUGCUGGAAUUCUUACGGCGCUUGUAGCGCUCCGCAUGCCAUCACCAGCUUCUGAUGCCAAUGCAAUAAUCUGAUUUAGGACCAAGGUUUCAUUUGAUUAUUUUGGGUAGUCUACCUCUGAGAUGUUGGAUCCUUAUACCUACUUAUAGUUAUUUAUAAACGAAGAACCUUUCAUCUCCGUUCUCUC